AUGACAUUACCGACCGUUUUAUUUACCUAGUGCGCAGCGAUUUUUUUUCGAAAGUUAUUUAUGCUAACUUCCAUUUUUACUCGUGGACAGAAUUCCGAACAGAGAAGUAGAGCAGAAGAAGAAAGUCUUGAUACAAAAUGACUUGCAAACGUAGGAAUGGUGGACGUGCUAAGCAUGGCCGUGGCCAUGUAAAUCCAGUCCGAUGCACCAACUGUGCUCGCUGCGUCCCUAAGGAUAAGGCAAUUAAAAAAUUUGUGAUAAGAAAUAUUGUGGAGGCCGCUGCUGUUAGGGAUAUAACAGAGGCCAGCUUUUACCAAUCUUACCAGCUGCCAAAAUUGUACGCUAAGCUCCACUACUGUGUGUCCUGUGCCAUUCAUUCCAAAGUAGUACGCAACAGGUCAAAGGCUGAUCGUCGUAUCAGGACACCUCCUGCCCGCAACUUCCCCAGGGAUAUGCGCCAAGGCCAGCCAAACAGGAAAUAAUUCAAUUUUAUUACAUAAAAAUAAUAGCAAUAAGACUAGAAUUUAAGACUGUACUUAUUUUAUAUAAUAUAAAUUACAGACCAUGAUA
Molecule: messenger RNA, 570 nt
Organism: Formica exsecta
Lineage: Eukaryota; Metazoa; Arthropoda; Insecta; Hymenoptera; Formicidae
Product: 40S ribosomal protein S26-like
Exons: 3
Coding region: 138-482 (114 amino acids)
Biological process (GO): translation
Cellular component (GO): ribosome; cytosolic small ribosomal subunit
Molecular function (GO): structural constituent of ribosome; mRNA binding
Source: RefSeq, a predicted model, not a curated record